AUGUCCACAGACGAAGAUCAUCUAUGGUGGACAAUUAUCAAUGUCCAAAAUAUUCACGAGGUGAAAUUCCUGGAUUGUAUAAAGACUACUCAAAUCGUUGUUGCUUUCAGGGAUGAAAUACUGAAACAGCUGAACGAGAAAGGAUACGCUGUCGUCCCGAAUGUCCUCACACACGAUGAGUGUGACAGAUAUAUGGCAGAGUUCAAAAGCUGGCAUAAAAAAUUUGACGAUUUAGGAGUGGAAUGUUCGAGUAGAAAUUCUGUCAUUCAAUCCUACAGAACAGGCCACUUCUCAACUUCCUGGGAGGUCCGUCUCAAGUCCAAACCAAUCUUUGCAAAAGUUUGGAAAACUGAUAAAUUGUUGUCAAGCGCAGAUGCGAUAGCUAUAUCGAAACCACCAGAACAAGGAAGUGAGGAAUACGCAGAUCCGGAUAAAGAAUGGUUACACUUAGACCAAGCUGUAUAUAGGCAGGGUCUCCACGCCUAUCAGGCUGGAGUGUAUCUAGAGGAAACAACAGACACUGAUCAUUGCUUACGAGUCAUGGCGCAUUCCCAUCUGUACCACGCAGACUUCUUCAAUACAUUUCCACCAGCUGCGACAAGGUCACGGCGAUGCGAGUUCCUAAAACUGAGCAAGGCGCAGAAGGCAUGGUAUGAUGCCAGAGGAUGUAAACGAACAAAGGUACCAGUUCCUAAAGGAGGAAUGGUAUUGUGGGAUUCGCGAACAGUUCACGACAAUAUGAAGCCAGUUUAUGGCAGACCAAAUAAAGAUAGAUGGCGCUUUGUUGUAUUCGUUUCCAUGACACCCGCGAUAUGGGCAUCCCCUGAGGCUAUUGAGAAGAAGAAUAUUGCAUAUGAUAAAAUGUUGACCACCGCCCAUUGGGCUUCAAUGGGUGUUCGGAAUUUCAAACCGUUCACUCCAAAAGGGGUAGAAAAAGAUCUUACUAUUCACGCACAACCCGACAUCGCACAAACACGAGAAGCGAAAUUAUUGUUCGGGAAAGCAGAAUAUGAUUUCGAGGAUGGAAAACCGAACGGACCUAAGGCACCAGUUCUGGGUAACAUGUCUCGGUAA
This is a messenger RNA of Ylistrum balloti, 1074 nucleotides long. RefSeq lists its product as uncharacterized. The record is from RefSeq and is a predicted model, not a curated record. Bases 1 to 1074 code for a protein of 357 amino acids. The transcript has 3 exons. NCBI's taxonomy places the organism in Eukaryota, Metazoa, Mollusca, Bivalvia, Pectinida, Pectinidae.